Labeo rohita (rohu) is the source of this 4211-nucleotide messenger RNA. RefSeq names its product ring finger protein 214 (gene rnf214). Lineage: Eukaryota; Metazoa; Chordata; Actinopteri; Cypriniformes; Cyprinidae. The transcript is spliced from 9 exons. Gene Ontology annotation, molecular function: protein binding; ubiquitin-protein transferase activity. Bases 506 to 3385 code for a protein of 959 amino acids. The record is from RefSeq and is a predicted model, not a curated record.
UUUCAGCACCGUGCUGCAGGUUUUGUGUGUUUGCAGGUGUGUGUUUGUGUUUUCUGGUAAUCAUCACCACGUGGGCGCAAAACUCUGUUUACACAGUCGCGUUGUGGGGACCAAAAAUCAGGAAAACCUAUUUAAACGAAUAGAGGAGAUAUUCUGAAAUUGCUGGUGAAGUUUUAACAUUGGUCAAUAACACGUUUAUCAGUGUGCAUAGGGGGUGCUCAGUUGCACCCCCGAACAUUUCUGGCUCAUAAUGCACUGACUUCUCCACACACAGACACACACACACAUAUAUUCCAAAUAUGUUUGGGUACAACAAACUUCCUAGUUUUUGUUAGGAAGGAUUUCAGCAGCAAAAUGAAAAUGUAAGUGUUAAUAAAUUGACGCUACACACGGAGAACAAGAAAGAAGAUUAUUUGCAGGAGAUGCCAACUAAGGAUCUAAGAACUUGUGCAGAGGAUAAAAAGUGAAACCCAAGUCACCACGAAUCCGUUCCCUUAAGGAUGCCAUGCAUCAUGUUCUUUCAAAGACUGACAAAACUUUCAAAUUAGAAGUGAAGUAUAUCAGUGCAGUUAAAGGGCGUGGUCUGUUUGCGAAGGGUACCAUUUGCAAAGGUGAUUUUGUUGUUGAAUAUAGGGGAGAUAUAAUAAAUGAAGCAGAAUUGCAAAGGAGGAAAAAACGUUAUCACACAUCCAGUGCUGCAUUUAUGUUUGAGUUCAAGUGGAGAACGAAUACAUGGUGUAUUGAUGCCUCUAGAGAAGAUGGAUCGUUUGGGCGGAUAGUAAAUGAUGACCACAAACAUCCAAACUGUAAAAUGGAGAAAAUUGAUGUGAAUGGAAAACCACACCUUUGUUUGUUUGCCUUAAAUGACAUUAAAGAAGGAGAAGAAAUUACCUAUGAUUAUGGAGUAGAAGAUUACCCAUGGAGAACCCAAACGACCAGCAUUGCUGCUAAUACCAGGGAAGAAGGCGAAGAAGGGAAGAAGGCAAUAAUAAAAGACAAAGAUCUUCAAGAUUCUGAUGACAUCUUUGAUUCUACACCAGGGAGUUCAGAUUUUUACUUUACGGAUACUACUUCUGAAAGUGACUGUGACAGUGAUGCUAGUCUUACACCAAACCAGACAAAACUUCAGCUUCUUUAUGAUCAACUGGAUGUUGAUGACUCUGGCUCAGCGAGUUCACUUGACUGUGACACAACACCAGAUAAAAAGCACAGCCUUGCAUCUGAAGCAUCUGCAACAGAAGAACCAUGUUCAAGUCAGAGCGCAAUAGAUGGCGUAGUUGUUAGCGCAUACCAAAAAAAAGGUGUUAACAGAGUGUACAACAAGAGACAUUAUUGCUUGUAUUGCUCUAAACCUUACGCUAAGAUGGCAAGGCAUCUAGAAAGUUCACAUGCGAAAGAAUCUGAUGUGGCUAAAGCGCUAAGCUUUCCAAAAAGUUCCAAGGAGAGAAAAAAACAGCUUGAUUAUAUUCGCAACAGAGGCAACUAUGCUCACAAUGCUGCUGUGAUGGAAACAGGAAAGGGGGAACUAGUGCCAUAUAAACGACCACCUAAAGAAGCGCAGGGAAAAGAUUUCAUGCAUUGUGCAUACUGUCAAGGACUUUUUACGAGAAAGGUCCUGUGGCGACAUAUGCGCGCUUGUGGACUUCAACCUCAAUCGGUCCCCCUCAAACCAGGGAAAAACCGUGUUCAGUCCAUGUGUAUAUACACGGGGCCUGUGCCUUCAAACAUGACUAAACAACUAUGGGAAGUAAUAAGUGCCAUGAACCCUGACCCAAUCACAGAUGUAAUAAAAAAUGACAAAGUAAUUAUUGAUAUCGGUCAGCACUUGUUGAACAUAGGUGGGCUAUCAGCCAAGAAUAAACAAUGUGUGCGAGAGAAGAUGCGAGAAUUGGGAAGGUUGGUUCACAACGCUAGGAGAGUCACCUCCUUAAAAACAAUGGAAGAUUGUAUAAAUCCAAAAAAGUACAUGGAGACUGUCAAAGCUGUCAAGUAUACAUGUGGGUAUGAAUCCGACAAGUUCAUGAUUCCAUCACUUGCGAAGAAGCUCGGGAGCUCCCUGGUUAAAGUAAGCAAAUUCUUAAAAGCUCAGGGCUUAAUCUCAAAUGACGAAGAGCUUGUGAAGAAUGCCAGUGAGUUUCAACACGUCCAUCAGGAAAAGUGGAACGAGAUGAUCUUAGCUACAGCAUUAAGGAAUAUCAGGGAAGGAAAGUGCAACGUGCCCACUCUCAUCCCCUUUACUGAGGACGUCCAAAAAAUGCAUACAUUUAUCAAUCAAGUGCAAGACAAUUGGUACAAAUUACUCUCUGAAAGUCCCUCUGCUAAAGCCUGGAUGGAGCUGGCAAAGGUUUGUCUAGCCCAGAUAGUUCUCUUUAACCGGCAUAGGGGAGGAGAGGUGGCAAGCAUGCAUUUGUCUGCGUAUUUGUCAAGAGACGCUUCUGAUCCGCAUGAGGAUGUGGAGUGGGCGCUCUCCGAAGUCGAAAAAAAUCUCUGCAGACACUUCUCAAGGAUUAUCAUCAGGGGAAAGCAUGGUCGACUAGUUCCAAUUCUUCUGACUCCAAAAAUGCUGUGUGCCUUAGAACUCCUUGUUAAGCAGAGAGAGCCUUGUGGGGUUAUAAAAGACAAUGUUUAUAUGUUUGCAAGACCAGAAGCCAUGACACAUUUCCGAGGGUCAGACUGCCUCCGUGGCUUUGCAAAGGCGUGCGGUGCAAAGUGUCCCAAGUCACUGACAUCUACCAGAGUACGAAAGCAUAUUGCAGUCCUUUCAACAGUGCUGAAUAUGACAGACACAGAAAUGGACCAGCUGGCAAACUUUCUUGGACACAACAUAAAAAUCCAUCAUGAGUUCUGUCGACUCCCUGAGAAGACCCUGCAACUCGCCAAGAUCUGCAAAGUACUAAUGGCUCUCGAACAAGGAAGAUUAGCUGAGUUCUAUGGCAAGAACUUGGAUGAAAUUGUGAUAAAUCCUGAUGAAAAACUUCUGGAAAGUGGUUGGGAAGUCAGGAGCGUACAGGAGGGACACUGUUCAUCUUCUCUUUAUGAACUAAUUGCGGGGGAGACGCUUCCUCCUGCUGAGAGGAAUGAAAUGCCACCACCACCCAAAAGACAAAAACCACCGGAUGAAGAGGUUCCUUCAGGAGCCAGUGCUGUGAGGCCAUCGUUUAAAGGUAAAAUUACCCAUAAGAAAAAUCCCUGGCAGCAGACAGAGGUGCAGGCGGUGGAAAGGCACAUGAUGCGAUUCAUCACGUCUUUUACUGUACCCGCAAAGAGUGACUGUGAGAAGUGUUUAGAGGCUGAACCAGAAGCCCUAAAGAACCGGGACUGGAAGAACGUGAAAUUUUUUAUAUAUAAUCGCAUUACAGCCUAUAAAAAGACUUUGCAAUGCUAAUAAUAUGAAGCUUACCAUCUCUCUGGUAUGGCAGUUUUGUUUUUAUUAGCCUUUUCUUCUCUCUUCCAUUCACUUUUGAGGUAGGUGAAGUUGUGCUAGAAAUACCUACGCUGUUUCCUAAGAGGUCAAAACUCAUAGGAUAUUAAACAACUUUAUUGUUAGACCAGUGCUGAACGUACUGCAAACAUUUCAAAUAGAGUAUGUGUGAGGCAAAACAAAAAAAUAUUGCGUAUAUUAAACAAGAUUGCUAUAUGUUUUAUGGUGACUGAUGAAGGCCACAAGCUAAAAUGCACCCGUCUAACAAUAGCAAAAUUGUUAAACAAUUCUGGAGUUUUGACCUCUAGUUUUUAUGUUCUGUCUUAAGAAUUUUUUAUACUUUUUAAUAUAAAAAUAAUUUAUUAUGUAGGGUUUAUUUGACGUCAUUUGUUUGUAAAGUUGAACUCAUUAAAAGUUACAUUCAGUAAAUUAAGUGAUUUGAUGUCUCAAGGUUCAUUUAGUAGUCGUUAGUAGAUUUAUGGUAUUAUAAGUAUAAUGGAAACUAGUAGCUAGUGGUUGGCUGUGGAUAUACACUUCAGUCAUUACAGUUGAAUAAAAAAUAGUGAAAAUUGUAGUGAAAAUUCACUACAAUUUCAAUACCUCAUAUGUGAAUAGAGAACUUUUUCACUGCUUCAUCUGUACACUUCAGUCAUACUACUAUUCCUAUGAAACCUGGGAACAUCAAUUAAUCAAUCAAACCAAAAAUUCUGCAUGUUGUGAUGAUGACUACAUAAACAACUUAGGUGUUCUGUGCAGGGGUUUUGCAUCACUAGCACCAUUUGCAGGACCC